AUGGCAUCCGGAGAAACCCUGUAUAUUGGGUCGGACGGCUCGGAGAUGCCGGCCGAGAUCGUGGAGCUCCAUGAGAUAGAGGUUGAGACCAUCCCGGUGGAGACUAUUGAAACCACGGUGGUCGGCGGGGAGGACGAGGACGACGAAGAUGAGGACGACGAGGACGACGACGUGCAGCCCAUGAUCGCUCUCCAGCCGCUGGACGACGACUCGGGCUCCAUUCACCAUCACCACCACCAGUACCACCACCACCCAGAGGUUAUCCUAGUCCAGACUCGUGAGGAGGUAGUUGGCGGGGACGACUCAGACCUGCACACGGAUGACGGAGGAGGGGGCUUCGAGGACCAGAUCCUCAUCCCGGUGCCCGCUCCCGGGGUGGAGGACGAAUACAUCGAGCAGACGUUGGUGACUGUAGCCGGGAAGAGCUCCAUGGGUCGGGUGAAACGAGGAGGCGGCGGCACGGGCGGGAAGAAAGCGGGCAAAAAAAGCUACCUGAGCGGCGCGGAAACCGGAGCGAGGAAAUGGGAACAGAAGCAAGUGCAGAUAAAAACUCUGGAGGGGGAAUUUUCCGUCACGAUGUGGGCGUCGGAUACCCGUGAAGACAUUGACCACGAGUCGGUGGUGGAGGAGCAGAUUGUGGGCGAAAACUCUCCGCCUGACUACUCUGAGUACAUGACGGGCAAGAAACUGCCCCCGGGGGGCAUCCCGGGCAUCGACCUCUCGGACCCCAAGCAACUGGCCGAAUUUGCCAGGAUGAAACCCAGAAAAAUCAAAGAGGACGACGCGCCACGGACAAUAGCUUGCCCUCAUAAAGGCUGCACAAAGAUGUUCAGGGACAACUCAGCCAUGAGGAAGCACCUGCACACCCACGGGCCUCGUGUCCACGUCUGUGCCGAGUGCGGCAAGGCGUUCGUGGAGAGCUCCAAACUCAAGCGCCACCAGCUUGUCCACACAGGGGAGAAGCCUUUCCAGUGCACCUUCGAAGGCUGCGGCAAGCGCUUCUCGCUGGACUUCAACCUGCGCACCCACGUGCGCAUCCACACGGGCGACCGUCCUUACGUGUGCCCCUUCGACGGCUGCAACAAGAAGUUUGCGCAGUCCACCAACCUCAAGUCACACAUCCUCACACACGCCAAAGCCAAGAACAACCAAUGA
Messenger RNA from Nerophis lumbriciformis (worm pipefish), 1155 nucleotides. The record is from RefSeq and is a predicted model, not a curated record. NCBI's taxonomy places the organism in Eukaryota, Metazoa, Chordata, Actinopteri, Syngnathiformes, Syngnathidae.